Paramecium sonneborni is the source of this 417-nucleotide messenger RNA. Lineage: Eukaryota; Ciliophora; Oligohymenophorea; Peniculida; Parameciidae. The record is from the annotation of a GenBank genome assembly.
AUGUUUGGAGAACCAUAACUAUAAUAAUUAUAUAGCCCUGUCAAGAGAUAAUUAAUGAUGCAACGAAUUAUAAAUAAUAUGAAUGAGAUCUCAAAACCUGUGUCUACUUCACCUAUAAAAAGGAGAAUACGAAUUUAAUCAAAUCGUAUAGACUAUAGGAAAAAUUUGAGUAUGGCAGAAAAUGAUACAAAUAGAAACAUUACUGAACCUAAUAAUAUAGAAAUAAAGAAAUUGAUUAAAAUAAAAGCCAAUCGUAAGAUGUCUCAAGAUUAGAUGCAUCCUAAAUCUCCACCUAUGUUACCAUCAUUAUUUGAAAUCACCUUUUAAAAUCCCUUUUUUGGACAAUUUUCAUAAAGAAAACCAUAAUAUUAAAGACCAACAGAAUUUUAAGCCUUAGUAUAUAAACGAAAAUCAUGA